AGAAGAAGAAGAGGACCCACGUGACCAAACUGUCAUGGCGGCCGCCGCUGCAGUCCGGACGAGCGUCGGACUCUCUUUAAGAUUGGCCAAAGUUGCACCGCAGUGCCGUGUUUGUCCGUUUAACCGGUUAAAUCUCUGCAACGGCGCCACGAUAGCAAAGACAGAUCGCCGUUUUUCAGCGCCGAGCAGAGAGUUACAGACUUCCAUAAAUCGGCACCAGGGCGAGGAGGGCAGUUCGACUGUAGAAGAUCCAGAUGAAGAUGUCAUUAAUGUGGUGUUUAUUGACCGGUCUGGACAGAGGAUACCGGUGAAGGCGAAAGUGGGAGACAAUGUUCUGUAUUUAGCGCAUAGACAUGGCAUCGAACUUGAAGGGGCCUGCGAGGCAUCGUUGGCUUGCUCCACCUGUCACGUUUAUGUAAAUUAUGAAUACUAUGACAAGCUGCCUGAGCCUGAAGAAAGGGAGGACGACAUGCUUGAUAUGGCCCCAUUGCUGCAGGAGAACUCUCGUCUUGGUUGCCAGAUCAUUUUGACCCCCGAGCUGGAUGGCAUUGAGCUGACGCUACCCAAGGUCACGCGGAACUUCUACGUUGACGGCCACAUCCCCAAACCUCAUUGAUUAAAGGGUUAAAGUCCCGAACGUGCAAACAAUGGGUGACAUCUUUUCUCAAGAUGACUGAGAAGCUUGUGUUUAAAGGACUAAAGAACACUGGUGAAAACAUCAGUCAGAUAUUUCCGUUUUCAAGUGUGUCCUGAUAAUCCGCACACUCUGAAUAGUGUUUUCGAAGCGCACAACAUCUGGAUCAAGAAAAGUCUUUGAUCCCUUCGAUCAGAAACGUAAAAAUGCCUUUUGAAUCUGUUAAGUUAGAUGGUUGAACACCGGGACGGAACGUCUUAGAAGCACCUCCGAGUUCUGGAGUUCUGUUGUAGUAUUCAAAAAUUUCCAAAGGUAGUGAAGGUGACAUUUUGCUUUACGCACAUCAGACAUGCGCACAAUUUUUCUGUAUAUAUUCUUAUGUGAGUGUGUAACAGUGAAAUGCAUUAUGGCAUUGUCAUUUUCUUUUUAGGAUGUUUUAUUUUUUUUUCACAGUAUGAUUAAUUUAGAUCUUUUAGAGGAUAAAGGAAGAAAUUGAGGUGUUGGUUAGUGAUAUUUCUGCCUUCCGAAAGAACACAAUUUUUCUAAAGCUGGUUUUCAGAAUGAUUAACAGGAUUUACAGCUGUGUGUGUAAUUUAGUCAAGACCUGACGAUAUUUUUGUGGAACUAAAAUUAAAUUCUCUAAACAUGGCAGGAGUAUUCAGCGUCCAGUGAUGGCAGUAUGUGAGCCAUAGUGCACCCAUUAACACGUUUUAAACUACGAAUAUACAUAAUGUUUUUGCUUUAAGAAAUAAAAUCUCACUGUGAUGUAAAACCACUAAACCCACAAACUUUCAAUGACAGCAGCUGGCUUGUAAAUGGCUUUGCGUUACAUUACACGUUUGUCAAACGAAUUAAAAUAAAUCAUAAAUCUCAA
This is a messenger RNA of Silurus meridionalis, 1508 nucleotides long. It is a transcript of the gene fdx2, whose product is annotated as ferredoxin 2. Gene Ontology annotation, cellular component: mitochondrion. The record is from RefSeq and is a predicted model, not a curated record. The transcript is spliced from 5 exons. Lineage: Eukaryota; Metazoa; Chordata; Actinopteri; Siluriformes; Siluridae. Gene Ontology annotation, molecular function: 2 iron, 2 sulfur cluster binding. Gene Ontology annotation, biological process: positive regulation of oxidoreductase activity; P450-containing electron transport chain. Bases 35 to 616 code for a protein of 193 amino acids.